This is a messenger RNA of Malassezia vespertilionis, 1536 nucleotides long. RefSeq lists its product as uncharacterized. The coding region runs from base 1 to 1536 and encodes 511 amino acids. NCBI's taxonomy places the organism in Eukaryota, Fungi, Basidiomycota, Malasseziomycetes, Malasseziales, Malasseziaceae. The record is from RefSeq and is a predicted model, not a curated record. The transcript has a single exon.
AUGGGGCGUGCAUUGCAGCGUUUUUUGUCCCAAUCGGGCAUCGCGCUCAUUUCCACAUUUGCUGCGAUCAUUGCAUACUUGGCCUUGGAGGUGUACAGCCGUCGCAGAGUGACGCACAUGCUCUCGCACUCGGUGCGCCCAGCGCUCCCUCCCUUUUGGGUGCGGGGCAUGGAUGGGGAGAAUGCGCCGCAGUGCAUGGCGAUGCGCGGGGACCCCACGCCCGACCCCAAAGCGUUCCCAUACAGCGACGAGCUUGCUUCGCGCGUGCAAAUAACCAAGUUCUGCGAGGACGUCAAAAUCGAUACGACCCUCGACGUCGCGCUCCUUGCCUGCGACCCCGGCCGUGCUGAAUGGGACAUUGUGUUUGGCCCCGCCAAGUCGCCCGAGUAUCGCGGCGCGCUGUGGUUCCUGGACUACCAAGCAUCAAACUCACCUACUCCCCAGCUGCUUCCCAUUGACGACUUUCCCGACGACCGCAGCUUCCACCCGCUGGGCAUCAACGUUCAUGCCACCUCGCAGGACACUGCGCGCAUCUUUGUCGUGAACAACGCGGCCGUCGUGUCGACGAUCGAGGUGUUUGACAUGGACCGCACCGACGACGGAUGGCGCGGCAGAUUUGUGCGCACCAUCUUCACGCCCGUCGGCACCUACGGCGCCGACGCCGUAUGGCCCAUUGACGCGAACCGCAUCCUGGUAUCAAACAUGCACGUGUACUUCCAUCGCGUCUCGCCGUACGACGCGACUGUGGAGAUGGUCCGCGGCGUCUUUGGCUCCUGGGCCGCACGCUGGUUUGAGCGCAACCAUGUGGACGGCCAGUUUCCCAGUUAUGUAAGUUUCUCGGAGGAUCUGAUCGGCUCUGGCUGGGUCUCGCACAUUGCGUUUGACGACGAGAUCGCUGCGCACGAUGGGUACGACUGGCGCGCCGCCGAGGCAGGUACCGAGACCGAGCUCGUCGUCAGUGGCAUCAAGUUUGCCAACGGCAUCCAGCUCACCCCCGACAAGAAGCAUCUUGUCCUCGGCGAAACGGGCAUGGCCGCCGUCCUCCUCUACCCUGUCCUCUCCGAGAACCCCACAUGGGAACGCGCUGAGCGCCUGGGCAAGGCACUCGUGCUGCCUGUGCCCUUCUUGGCGGACAAUGUCUUCCUCACACCCCCCCAGAACGACGCAGACGUGCUUCCUGAAGACCCCCUCCAGGGCUACUCGAUUCUCACUGCGGGCCAUCCUUCGGCGCUCGACAUGGAAGAAUCGCUGAAAGGGAACGGAACCGCCCCCAGCUGGGUCGUCCAGAUCUACUACGACCCUGCCCAGCCCAAGGACCAAGCGCCCGCGCCCGCAAACGAAUUGGGCUUCACCCCAGCGCACAAUUUUACCGUGCAGUCUCUGCUGAUAACCAAGGGUGCCAACACGCCCGAUGCUCCUUCUGUAGCUUCUUCUUCUGGCGUCUCGUGGGAUCCCACGUACCGAGGCCGCGGCACGUUUAUGGUCGCUGGCCUGUACUCGGACGACCCCCUGAUCUGCCGGGGGAUGCAUACAUAG